This is a messenger RNA of Mercurialis annua (annual mercury), 1075 nucleotides long. RefSeq names its product ethylene-responsive transcription factor ERF043-like. The record is from RefSeq and is a predicted model, not a curated record. Gene Ontology annotation, molecular function: DNA binding; DNA-binding transcription factor activity. Lineage: Eukaryota; Viridiplantae; Streptophyta; Magnoliopsida; Malpighiales; Euphorbiaceae. The coding region runs from base 132 to 953 and encodes 273 amino acids. Gene Ontology annotation, biological process: regulation of DNA-templated transcription. The transcript has a single exon.
UAUAUAUACACCUCAAACCUAGCAUAACAACCAUAUUAUUUUCUUGGUUUUUUUACUAGAUUGCCAAACAGAACUUAAGAAAAUCUCAAAUCACACUAAAUAUUUCACAUAGUUUCUGAUCACUGAUUAUAAUGGCGGACCCUUCACGAGUAAGCUCUAACUCAGAAACUGAGUCUAGUUUUAACUCGUCUUCAUCUUCUUCUUAUACUUCAUCUGAGUUAUUUAAAAGUCCGGUGGAGAAACCCGACCCGGAUGAUAAUCCGAGAAAGCCCAAGAGAGCUAGAGACAGCAGCAACAAGCAUCCGGUUUACAGAGGUGUGAGAAUGCGGGCGUGGGGGAAAUGGGUAUCGGAGAUCCGAGAGCCCAGAAAAAAGAGUCGGAUCUGGUUAGGAACCUUCUCAACUCCAGAAAUGGCAGCACGUGCCCAUGACGUGGCAGCUUUAAGCAUUAAAGGUAACUCGGCUAUUCUUAACUUCCCUGAACUCGCUGACUCACUCCCUCGGCCCGUUUCUAACUCGCCUCGCGACGUGCAAUCUGCCGCCACUAAAGCUGCUUCUAUGGAGUUUAGUGCUAUUAGCGACAGCAGUAAUAGUAAAGAUACAAUUAGCGACAACAAUAAUGUUAGUAAUAAUGCGUCAUCGUCGUCAACUGUGACGCAAUCGUCGUCAUCUUCAACGGCGGAGGUAACGUCAACGUCAUCACUCUAUGACGUGGCAACUCCUGAAGAGCUGAGUCAGAUAGUAGAGUUGCCAAGUUUAGGGACGAGUUAUGAGGAAUCGCCUGAGUUGAGAGACGAGUUUGUUUUCGGCGACGACCCGUGGCUAUAUAAUAAUACAGCUUGGUACGAGGAUUAUUGCUAUGGUGGGAGUGGCUAUAGUUUUAGUGAUCAAUUAUCAUUAAUGCCAGAAAAUGUGAUUAAUAGUGGUUUUGAGGUUUUUUUGUGGGGUGAUUAAUUAGUGUUUUUAAUUAUAUUAUUUUGGUGUGAUUUUUUUUUUAUUUUGAGGUUUUGAUAAUUAUAUUAUGAGCCUUUUCAAUUAUUUUUUCCUCUAUUGAAGGGCUAGAAAUACUUUUCUUA